This is a messenger RNA of Geodia barretti, 3081 nucleotides long. The record is from the annotation of a GenBank genome assembly. NCBI's taxonomy places the organism in Eukaryota, Metazoa, Porifera, Demospongiae, Tetractinellida, Geodiidae.
GCAACUCACGUGAUUGAAUUAUGCACAACCUCCUCCGGUCCAUUAGAGUACGGCCAUUUGAAAUACUCAAAUAUGAUUGGUCAAGCAGGAGAAAGCUAGUCCACGUAAUUUACUCGUUGUCCAAUGUGGGCCCGUUUCCAGCACAGAACACAUUAUUGAAGCAGACACACAUAACACUGAAAGAUAAAACUACUCAUUUCAUGUUGACGAUCUGUACCUUCUCCAUCUGUCUCUCUCCGGUAUAACGGUAAUGACACAUGUGUUGUGCACCGUUUUAAUAAUGCAUACACUCUGUUAUAGGAUAAGACGUUUGGUCUCAAGAACAAGAAGGGGAAGAAACAGCAGCAGUUUGUCAAGCAGGUCACCAAUCAGGUCAAGUAUGGCGGGGCCACCAGCGUUCAGAAGGUAUGUAGUAUAGACAAAACCUGUAGCUAACCUGUCUCAUUACCCUUUUCAACAUUUUCAUUGCAGAGGGAAGAGCUGGAACGGAAAGAGAAGCAAAAGAAGGAGGAUGAGAGGCGCGAGAAGGCGGAGAUUGACUCUCUGCUGCGACCGGCCCAGCCCCUGCAGAAAGUGUCGGCCGGUGCGGACCCAAAGAGUGUCCUGUGUCUGUUCUUCAAGCAAGGCCAGUGCAAGAAGGGAGACAAGUGCAAGUUCUCCCACGAUCUGACUCUCGAGGGAAAGUCCGAGAAGAGGAGUAUGUAUGUGGACAAGAGAGAUCUGGAGGAAGACACCAUUGACAAGUGGGAUGAAGAGAAGUUGAAGGAAGUGGUGCAGAAAAAGCACGGGGGAAAGACAAAGCAAAAGACUGACAUUGUCUGCAAGCAUUUUCUCCAUGCGGUAGAGAAAGGCAUCUACGGCUGGUUCUGGGAGUGUCCAAACAGCGAGCGCUGCAUCUACCGCCACGCCCUCCCUCCCGGGUUCGUCUUCAAGAAGAUGGGUAGUCAGACUAAUGAUGCAGUGGAGGAGACCAUCACGAUAGAGGAACUGGUGGAGAAUGAUAGGCAGCAGCUAGCCAUGUCGGGGAAAAACCUGACUCCAGUGACGUUAGACAGUUUCAAGGCCUGGAAGGAGAGAAAGCUAAAGGAGAAGAAGGACAAGCUGGACGCUUCCGCCACGAAGAAGAAGGAAGCAUUCGUUGCUGGUCGGACUCACGGGAUCAGUGGACGUGAGAUGUUUGAAUUCAACCCAGACCUGGUACAGGGAGACGACCAGGAGGCCGGGGAGGACACCGUGCUCUACUCUCUCAGGGAGGAGGAUGGGGAGGGAGGUGGGAGGGAGGUGGGUGAGGAGGAGGAGGAGGGAGGGGAGGAUAUCACUGAAAUGGUGGGGUAUUUGGAUGAGGUCGUCGCUCCGCCACCACCUCCUGUUCAAUCCAGUGUUGCUGGCUCUAGCAGACAGGCUGAGGCCGCCUCAGAGCUAGACCUCUACUGUGAGACUUGUAAGGAGGUCAUCUGUCGAGACUGCAUCGUCAGGCUCCAUCGCGACCACCAGUACGAUCUGGUGAGCGACGUGUUCCAACAACAGAAGGAAGUGCUGGUGUCCUCAGUUGAGCCAGCAGAGCAGCAGCUAGCCUCAGUCGGGAAGGCUCUGGAGGACCUCAAGGCAGAAAUUCGCCUCGGUCACCAAGCUCUUGAGGCGAGGGAAGAGGUCCUUAUUACACAGCUGGACCAGAUGACUCGGGAGAAGUUGAAGAAUUUAGCCGCCCAGCAAGAGCAGUUGGAGCUAGUUGCCACUCGUUUGCAAAGCUGCUGCGGGUUCUUCCGGGAGACCCUGAGAACUGGCAGCCAGAUAGAGGUCUUGGCCAUGGCAAAGCCGUCUGUGCAGCAAGUUCGAGAUGUGAUGUCUUCUCUCACGCCGGAGUCUCUAGUACCCCAAGAAAAAGCCGACCUAGACUUUGCCAGCAGUCAACGUGAGCUUGUUCAGAUUUGCAAACAGUUUGGGGAGGUUUAUAACUCCACCAUUUGCCCUCCCAAAUGUAUUGCUGAAGGUGUGGGGCUUCGGUUUGCAGUGGUGGGAGAAUUAGCCGUAGCCACAUUAAAAAUGGUGGGCCAGAAAGGGCGAGAAUAUCGGCAUCCAGUGGAAGUGAGUUUGGCAGUCGUGUCGAGUGAUGGGUCCACCGGGGGAGGGGAGAGCAAGAGGAUGGGGGGUAGCCGGUACGUGAUAGGAUACCUCCCCUGGCAUGGAGGACUAAACUACCUCCACAUCAGAGUAGAGGGCGAGCACAUCUCGGGAAGUCCGUUCCCUGUCUCUGUCAUCACCGAUACACCCACUAUCAUCGCCGGUGUCACUCGACCGUGGGGAUCAGCUCUAGACAAGGACGAUCAGUUAGUUGUAUCGGAAUUUGGCAAGCACUGCCUGUCGGUGUUUAGCAGCGAUGGGCGACAGAAGAAAUCGUUUGGCACCUUUGGGUCUGGUCCUGGACAGCUGAAUCAUCCAUGUGGCGUGGCUUUCUCUGCCACAGGAGAUAUUCUUGUGGCUGACCAAUUCAAUCAUCGUAUCCAGGUUUUCUCCCCCGAGGGAAAGUCAGUGAAGUGUGUGGGCACUAAAGGCAAUGGACGGCUACAGUUCAACUGCCCGGUUGGUAUUACCGUUCAUCCUGGCUCUAAGAAGCUGUAUGUUGCCGAUUCCGAUAAUAACAGAGUCCAUGUCCGCAAUGCAGACCUGACGUUUUGCAGCACUUUUGGUUCGGAGGGAGUAGGCAAUGGACAGUUCAAUAAUCCACUUGGAGUCGGUUUCGAUGCUGCUGGCAACUUGUACGUCACUGAUUCUGACAACCACAGGGUGCAAGUGUUCACGGAAAACGGAGAGUAUAUUCGACAGUUUGGGAAGGAGGGAAGCAGUGCGGGGGAACUUUGUAAGCCCAGGGGAGUGGCAAUAGACUCCAACAACAUAGUCUACGUAGGCGACUUUGGCAACCAUCGCAUCUCGAUAUUUUCUGGAGAGGGAGAGUUUCUGGGAAUAGGUGGUGAUCGUGGGAGUGGGCCAGGACAGUUUAAGUGCCCAAGUGGAGUAACCAUUUCAAGCCACGGAUGCAUCUACGUUAGUGACCGUGGAAAUAAUCGCAUUCAGGUGUUUUGA